Messenger RNA from Pseudovirgaria hyperparasitica, 1087 nucleotides. RefSeq lists its product as uncharacterized. Bases 143 to 961 code for a protein of 272 amino acids. The transcript is spliced from 3 exons. NCBI's taxonomy places the organism in Eukaryota, Fungi, Ascomycota, Dothideomycetes, Acrospermales, Acrospermaceae. The record is from RefSeq and is a predicted model, not a curated record.
AGCCAAUCUUUAUUGGCCGUGCACUCGCCCCAUCCUUAGGCACGUCAAGCCACUGAACCCCCCAGACGAGAUCAUGAUGAUACCCAGCUAAUUAGUUGGCUGGAAUUCCAAUUCCUUCUCCUUCUCCUCCUUUAGUCCAAUUAUGCCUGUAACACGACCAUCUUUUGAUACUGCUGCGCGGCAGCAAUGGCCUCCGCUUACCUCUGCUUUCUGGGGUAUUAAUCAACAAUCUAACCACGCAUCGCCGGGCAUCGACACAUCCAGCCAAGGGAGUUUGAAUUCGAUGCCGAACCACUCUCUCACUCGCGUAAUAGAGCCACACAGUUCUCGGCGCAUAGAAGCUACCGGAGACAGUUUUCAUCCCAACCUCACAACCUCACCUGGCAUUGUGAGCAGUUCCGCGGACUCAAGCCGUGCCAGUCCAUCUACUGCACCAUCGACGCCGCCUGACGAAGGAGCUGACACCAGUAGCGCACGCAACCCAUCGUCCGAAUCGACUUCGUCCAUUGAUAAAGCAGCUUCUGGGCUUUCAGAGCAUCCCAUUCAGCAUAGUCAAGCUGCUGGCAAGCAUCCAAACCUUUGUCCCACACAAAGUUCUGUACUAGAAAGUGGAUCCAACUUGAAUGCCAGUACAAGGCAACGGACGCAAAAUAAUGGCGAUUCAUCCUCAAGUCUGACUGGAGUCUGCAUAAGCACCACACCGUCACGAAUACACCUUGACGCAGUCGCGCGGGAUAUGGCUGUAGGUGAUGAUUCGUCUGUCCACGGAUCUCACAGCGGCUGCAAUUCCCAUUUAGUCGCACCCAACCCGACAGAAGAUGCAAUAAGCCUGCCUGGCACCAAAAGACCAUAUUCGGGGCCAGCGAAUGAUGCCGAUUUAAUCGAAGACAAUAUAUGCCAUGGUAUUAAGCGGUUUCGAGGGGAUUUUCGUUUUUCGGGGAGCAGACUACAGACGGGUUGAAUGGGCGUGGUACAGCUAGUCGGCAAGACUUAAAUGUCACUGUGAGAAACCUCAUAGCGCCGGUCUCUGACAUCACAAGUAAAGGGAAUUCUCAUGUUCAAUGAUGCCUGCUAAUUGUCAUAGGUC